Messenger RNA from Equus quagga, 1475 nucleotides. RefSeq names its product BCL2 interacting protein 3 (gene BNIP3). The transcript is spliced from 6 exons. Lineage: Eukaryota; Metazoa; Chordata; Mammalia; Perissodactyla; Equidae. Gene Ontology annotation, biological process: positive regulation of apoptotic process; mitochondrial outer membrane permeabilization. Gene Ontology annotation, cellular component: mitochondrial envelope; nucleus; mitochondrial outer membrane. The record is from RefSeq and is a predicted model, not a curated record. The coding region runs from base 112 to 696 and encodes 194 amino acids.
GGCGCAUCCAUCAGUCGCGGCCCUGGGCUGACGCAGCCCGAGCCCCUGGGCCGGCGCUCCUGCUCCCACGCCUGACCGCGGCCCGCCGGCCGCAGCGCCCUCGCGCGCGCCAUGUCGCAGAGCGGGACCCCCGGACUGCAGGAGGAGAACCUGCAGGGCUCCUGGGUAGAAUUGCACUUCAGCAAUAAUGGGAACGGGAGCAGCGUUCCAGCCUCAGUUUCUAUUUAUAAUGGUGAAAUGGAAAAAAUACUGCUGGAUGCCCAGCAUGAGUCUGGACGGAGUAGCUCCAAGAGUUCUCACUGUGACAGCCCGCCUCGCUCACAGACCCCACAAGAUACUAACAGAGCUUUUGAAACAGACACCCAUAGCAUUGGAGAGAAAAAUAGCUCUCAGUCUGAGGAAGAUUAUAUUGAGAGAAGGAAAGAAGUUGAAAGCAUCUUGAAGAAAAAUUCAGACUGGAUAUGGGAUUGGUCAAGUCGGCCAGAAAAUGUCCCCCCCAAGGAGUUCCUCUUCAGACACCCGAAGCGCACGGCCACACUCAGCAUGAGAAACACGAGUGUUAUGAAGAAAGGGGGCAUUUUCUCAGCAGAGUUUCUGAAAGUUUUUCUUCCGUCUCUGCUGCUGUCUCAUCUGCUGGCCAUCGGAUUGGGGAUCUACAUUGGAAGGCGUCUGACGACCUCCACCAGCACCUUCUGAUGAAGCACUGAACGCGGCUUUUUCCACAUAGCAGGAAGUGUAUCGGAGCUCGCAGCAUAGCUAACUGAAGAGCGAUCUCAGGCCUUGAGUGGCUGCACCAUUUGUGUGUUUUUGUUCUGUAAAUGCUGCGUUCCUAAUUUAGUAAAAUGAAAGAAUAGACACUAAAACCAUGCUAAUCUAUAGUCAUACCUAUGGGAUCAAUUAAUAAGCAUGUCAUUAAUUCCUACUGUAAUAAUUUGGUAGUAAAUUUUCUUUGGAUAUUUUCCGUAUCUAAGUAUAAAUAACUUUAACAUACUAGUUGUGAUGUAUGUAGUGUUUUAACAAAAAUUAUCUGCAACCUUAGUUAGAACACUUUAUAUUUUGGAAGAAUGAACAAUGUUGAUAUUAAAAUGACUACAUAAGGGAUUUAUCCCAAAUAAAUAUUGUGGCCUUAUACUCACACUACUGUAGGAAAGACUGUGUUCGAGGGGUGCAGGCUGUCUAGCACAGAAUGCUCAGCUCUGCUUGCUGUUGGCUGUGCAGAGAAGCCAAGGCGCACGGACUCCCUGUCGUCGGACACUGGACUGCUUGCUUCACAGGGUGAUGACUUCAGUCUCCAGCUGUCAGUAACCACCCCACGUGGUCAGUAGCCACGGUUACUCUAUCACUCUACGUUGCUGAAUUUAGUCUCAUCCUUUGUGUUCAGUAUUUGCGUGCUCUUAGCAUCGGCUUCAUUCUAGCAAAUCUGUCUACAAAAGACUGGAAAUAGAAAAAAAUAAACCUUUGCCAAACCCUUCUGA